GCUCAGAACCGAGUGCGGUUUCAAGAUGUCAAAGUUCAUGGUAGACUGUUCUGUGACACAGAGUAAGGCCAUUCAAGAGGUAUUCCCUUCCGCAUCAGUUUACUUCUGCCACUUUCAUGUGCAGAAGUUAUGGAAAGACCGCAUGAGGGAUGUGUUCAAGGAGCGAUAGGUUUGCUUAAAGAAAUGCGCAUUGCAAGGUCUGACGAAAAAGUUAAUGACAUCUGGAAAGGUAUCAAGGACCAAUUUUAUGAUCCGAGCAAUGACAAAACAAGCCUCUUCUUUAACUAUAUAGAAAAGAACUGGAUCGCGAAAGAGAAGAGACCAAGAUGGGUGCUUUUCCUGAGAGAGGACUACCAACACGUAAAUACACACAACCUUCUGGAGUCUUGGUUCAACGCUUUGAAGACACAUGCGCUGGAAGGGAAGCGCGGUUUACGAAUUGAUUUCCUCAUAUAUAAAUUGCAGGGACCCAUUGACCAGGACUUCAGGACACAGUAUUUCAAGGUCAAAAAUUGAAUACGACUCGCAACGCUUUCACAGUACGGCCAAGAAAGACUGGCGAGAGCAAUGGCAGUAAGUCCCGUGGAGGCAAGGGCCAUGGUAUGCGAGAAGUUAGUCGAGAAAGAGGUAUGUGUUGAAAAUCGAUAAUAUCAAAAGUUUGAUUGUAUAUGGAUAGGUUCUAAUCUCUUUCGCUCUACAAAGUUCG
Lobosporangium transversale is the source of this 706-nucleotide messenger RNA. RefSeq lists its product as hypothetical. Lineage: Eukaryota; Fungi; Mortierellomycota; Mortierellomycetes; Mortierellales; Mortierellaceae. The record is from RefSeq and is a predicted model, not a curated record. The transcript has 3 exons. Bases 130 to 516 code for a protein of 128 amino acids.